UUCUUUUUUUUUUUAAAUUUUUUUUUAAUUGGAACUUGGAACUAUCUUCUUUUGUUCUUAGAUAGGUGUUAGGUGUUUGACAUCGCAUUCAUUCUCAUCAACACUCGUUCGCCUCGUCCUGAACAAAAUUAGUUAAUAAUUGCUUGCCUGCAUUAAUUGGAAUUUAGAGAAGCAUCUUCGUUGGCUGAGUUCGUUGAACAUCGCGUCGUUCACCACUAACCAGCUACCUCCGUUCUUCAUCCUUACAGCGCGGGAUUAGGUUAGGGUUAGGUAGCUACGAGGAAGGCUACCAGAUACAUUCUUCCAAGGUUACUAGGGGUGCAUUUGCAGUCACAUUGUCGCAUUCAUGACCAAUCUCGUAGCUUAACUCAGCCUUGCCAUCUUCGGCGAGCCGUACUCCUCAUCUGUGUCCCUAGCCUGGAAGAGAGUCCCGUCUGUUUAAAUGGAGCAAUCUUAUAUCCAAGAAAAUAACCAAACACGACUCCAAGCGCUGGGCAAGGAAUGGGGUAUAAUUAAUCAAUCUCCCCCGUCACCUUUACCAAGGCCCGAUCGCCCGCCAUCCUACCGAACAGAUAACGACGAGUUUAUAGCCGAAGAACUACUUAAGAGGCAGCGCAUCAACGAGUCCCAAGGCCAGCAGCAAAAGGGGACCCUUACACGUGCCUUCACAACCAAAAAGAAGGCAUGGGAAUACCGAGAAAUUUAUAACGCACUUGUAGCUCAUAUUGCCAACCAAGGAUCACCAGGUGUUGCCGAAUGCCUAAUACUCAAGUUGAAUCUAGCUGGGGGGAAUCUAAACUUGGCACAGAAAAGCCGCACAAGUCUGCUAAGCCGAAGAAAGAGUCUCGAUCUAGCUGAACGCAGCCAGGUGCUCCAAAUAGCUGUCAAGAAUGGCCAUUAUGAAAUGGUCGAAGUCCUUUUGCCCUACGCUGAUGCCUUAAGCCUAGAUACCGCAUUGCCCACUGCUAUUCGUGACGGAAACGUGGCGAUCGUUGCGCUUCUUAUACGGUACGGCGCAAGUGUAGCUCAGACUGCUGAUGGGCAGGGUGCAUUUCGACAAGCAUGUGCCCUUGGUGGCCAGGCCGAUCUCAUUGCCCUUAUUCUAGGGUCCGACGGGCGGCCCUCAUCGUCAUGGAUGUCGCAAUCUAUGGUCGAGGCAGCAAGGGUGGGAUGCCUAGGUACAGUAACGCAUCUCAGUCAAUCGAUAGCAGAUGGUGAUCACGAUGGUGCCGCCGCGUUAAAAGCCGCUGUAGCUCUCGGCCGGCGAGAUAUCGCCCUCGCUAUUGUUCUCGGCAACAAGCCGCCGACUCAAUCUAGCCUUAACGAGGCGUUUGACCAGCUCAUGAGCCACCAAAAUAUCAACCCCAACGAAAAGAUAGCUAUGGCGGAAGUUUUGUUGUGCGCCGGGGCAGGAGGUGAUCUAGUGGCGAAAGCCCUGGUACAGGCGUGUGCUACUUACUUUCUCGAGAUGGUGCACAUCUUAGUAUCUUACGGUGCAUCAAUCGAAUAUCAGGAUGCCAUCGCAGUUCGCAGCGCUGUCUCGAAAGGAAAAGUGGACUUGGUGGAGGUUAUGCUAAGUGGAAAAUCUAAAUUCAGUUCUCAUUAUGCGUCUGAAAGUGUAGAGCUUCUACCAAAGAAGAUGAGGUUUGAAGAGCGCCACUCACUCCUCAAUCUGCUACUUCGCAAGGGAGCAUCCGGUCCACCUUUAGAUGAGGCUCUAAUCGAUGCGGUGGAAGCCGGCGAUGUGGAGGCAGUUAAAAUACUUCUCACGCCGUUGUUUCCAGAAGGUAAGAUCGUGGGGACCAAAGAUAUUCGAAAAGGGCCACGGAGUAUGGUAUUCGAGAGACAUGAGACUGCGUCGACAGAUCACAAGGGUGCACUAGCCUUGCAGAUCUCUGUGAAGAAAGGAGACACAGCUAUCGCGAACUUGAUUCUUACGAGCAAGCCCCCAAACCCGGUUGCUCUCGCUCAGAUCUUUCCUAGCGUACGGAAUUUACCCCCGCUUACACGUUAUCAAAUCUCAGAGCUAUUCCUAAGAGCUGGGCUUACUGGACCGUCAGUUCAUUCAGCCCUUGAGAAUGCCAUCGACGAGCAGCCCCCUCAUCGAGACGAAAAGCUCAUCGCACUCUUCCUCCGCUACAAUGCUGAUGUGAAUUUCAACGAGGGCCACACUAUUACUGCGGCCAUUUCUCAACAGGAUGUCCGACUCUUGGAACGGUUGCUUAAGAGCAAACCCACAAUCCAAGUAGCAGCCAGAGCAAUUCCGAGGGCUAUGGAAGUUAAAGAAAGUUCGGUACGGUUUCAAAUGAUCAACAUGCUUUUAGCAGCCGGCGCAUCUCAAGGCGGGCCUGAAGUAUCUGCAGCUCUGGAAACAGUGAUACAGACGAACCCACCAGACCUACGAUUGCUUAAAACAUUGCUGCAACAAGGGAAUGCGGAUGUCAAUGUUAAUGGGGGAAUAGCCAUUGAGCGUGCCGCGCUACAUCCAGACCCUGAAAUUCUAGGAAUGAUUCUAUGUCUAGGACAGCCCAGUGCUAGCAGCCUAGAACGGGGCUUGACGAGCAUAGGUAAUCUCCCAAUGUCCCCAGGUAAAACUGAGAAGAUAGAUGCGAUACUCCGCCGAGCGCAGUCGAAGGAUGCAGCCACCAAGCUGCUCUUACAAGAAGUGUUGGCUAUUUUGAAAGUACCACCACAUGAACAGAAUUUCGCAUCAGUAAAAGUCCUGUUAGCAAACGGCGCCGAUGUCAAUGCCAUGAAUGCCGAAGCGCUGUGUCGAGCAGUAGCGGCAGCAAAUAUGCAAUUGGUAGAGAUUUUGUUUACGGCCAAUCCGAACCCCAAUUCGAUGGCGUUCGCUAUGCCUCACGCUCUUCGCAUUCGUGAAUUGAUGGAUAGGCUAACGUUCGCGCAAAAGAUCCUAGAGGGCGGUAUACCCGCAACUGAAGUAAAUAGAGCUCUCGUCUUUGCCGUCAGCACUUAUCCAGACGAUAUACCACUCAUCAACACCCUUUUAACCCGUGCAGAUACCCGAGAUGGCCUAGCUUUGAUCGAGGCCGUCAAAAGGGAAAAUCAGGACGUGGUGGAGCUAAUACUAGGCAAGAAGACCUUUCCCGUCGAAAUUCUAAACACAAGUUUCGCCCAAGCUACGAAGGCCAAGAACAAAAGGUCGAGAAGUAUGUCGUCUAUUAGCUUACUAAAAGCUGGCGCUUCGGGAGAAGUUGUAUCGGACGCGUUAUUAGCUGCUGCUUCAGAUGGUGACGUAGAGUUCGGUACUAUACUAGUACAAAAUGGAGGCAGUGUGGAACAUAAGGACGGUCAGGCCAUCAUAGAGGCUUGCAAGGCCGGGGCAGUUGACGUUCUCGCGAUGCUACUAGCAAGCGAAUCUAAGGUGGCUCCGAAUACACUCCAAAGAGGCUUCCAAGCCGCCACGCAAGUGGGGGAUUUAAAGAAGCGAGCCGAAAUUUUCAAAUUACUCUUGCAAGCAGGAGUCUCUGGGGAAGUAGUUGAUGCUCAACUUGUAUCUGCGGGCAGAUAUGGAGAUAGCGGGAAAGAUCUCGUCCGACUUCUGCUAGCGUACGGGGCAAGUCCUGAUUACAAUGACGGGGAGGCUGUCGAGAAGGCAGCAAGGAGCGCCUUCUUAGGUAAUUUGGAGAUGCUAUUAGGCAUUAGUGAGGUUGGCGGACGCCAAAAACGACCGUCCUCCCACACCUUGAUCCGCGCCAUGGAUGCCUGUUGGGACUUAAGCAGAGACACGAGGUUUACCAUCAUGAAUUGGGUAUUUCAAGCAGGGAGACCUGUUCCAAACGCUCUCCAUUCUUUCCUGAAUCGCGCUGUCAAUGAAGAAGAUCCCGAAGAGAGACUUAUCGAACUACUUGUUACUCACCGCGCUUCCCCCACCGCGGAUAGCUGCCGGACUUUGAUCGAUGCAAUUACAACCUUGUCUCCGUCGGCAUUCGCUAAACUUCUAGAAACUAAGAUCACUAUCGAAGACACGUCUUUAGUAUUUGGUAAGGCUUUUACGCCUGAUCGUGUUUCAUCAUGGCUAUCCAGCCGAGGCUACGAGAUUGCCAAGUGCUUGCUAGAGAAAGGCGCUGCCGGUGAUGGGGUUGGAUCGGCAUUUGCCGCGGUCCUCGGGUUGUAUAUCGAAACGCACGCAGAGUUGGCAAACGACUUUGUGGAUUUGCUCCUCAAAUAUGGCGCGGAUGUUAAUUACAACCACGGAGAGGCAUUGCAGAAUGCGGCUGCGCAAGGGGAUCCUAAUCUUCUUAAAAGGCUCCUACGUGAGAACCCUAACUCACAAGCUCUGACAUUUGCAUUGCCUCGAAUAUUCGACGCCCCCGCAUCCGAAGAAGAUAUAUACGACCUUAUCACACUAUUCGUUGAAUAUGGCGACGGACAGAGCCGGAUGGAUGUUGCUUUUAUCCAAACUGAUUCGGAGCCCGUCCUCAUUAAAGCGUUAAAUCAGUUCCCGCGGUCUACGAAGAUUCUUGGGGCAUUAUUAGAUGCUGGGUUCUACCACGACCAAAUGACAAAGUGCAGGGUAAUGGAGGAGGUGGAGGAUGAGGAAACUGUUACGCUGCUCAUGUGGGCUCUCAUCCAGCCUCAGAAGAAAAUCAGCAGCGGGGUUAUCAACUUAUUGAUCGAGAGGGGUGCCAAAGUAAACUUUGAAGCGCCCGUCUCUCGUGUUACGCCUCUUAUGCUGGCUAUACAAUGUCGCCGACAAGACAUUGUGAAGUCCCUACUACUAGCGGAUGCUGAAGUGGACGUAGCAGACGCGACGGGAAGAUCCCCCCUAUCUAUGGCAUCUUCCAUCGGCGGUGAUUUGGCUAUCACUAUAAUGUCCAAUUUGUUAGCAGCAGGGGCUUCGAGAAACGAUGGCUCGCUUCAUAAUGCAGCGCGAGAACUUAACCUGCAGGCCAUGCAAGUAUUAGUCGAGUAUAGACACGACCCUGACUUCCCAAGUCCCCUACAUGGUGGACGCAGUGCGCUUGGGGAGCUAUGUCUACACGCUGCUGACUUUGGCGAGUUGACACUCCGCCGAGAGAAGGCGAUGGAAAAAGCGAUAAGUUUCCUCCUUCAGAGCGAAUCUGACAUUACGCUACAAUCCGAUGGGAAAUCGGUCCUUCUUUUAGCUCUCGAAUCAUCCGACCCCCUGACCACAACGAAGGUUCUGCUGCGAGCUGAUAUGUGGAGAUAUAUCAAUAAGCCAUUUAACUACUUCAACGACGGCAAAUUCACCUACUCUCCAACCAUGUACGUUCAGCGUGUACUACCAGACUCGGAUCAUAAACCGCAGCUCUUAGCACUACUAAAGGCAAAUCGUGGAAUUGAUGUAUACUACGCCAACUCCGGUCCGCAGCCGGACGAUGCUAUUGGCAUGCCGGCCAAUAUCCAGCUCGAAGAGCAAGAACGCAAGGCGCGACUGGCCCGUCUGCAAAAAGAAAACGAGGACCAUAUGCUUGCGAUACAACGAAACAAGGAGCUAGCGGCGGUGCAGGCACAGAUAUGGGCCAACCAGGCGGAAUUAGAGGAGGCGCGCAAAAAGCGGGCGCAUAGCGCAGACCUUUCGGCGAUACAAGAGCGUGCGCGCGUCGAAGAAGAGCUGUUUAACAGCGCAAUGCGGCAGCAGCGCACACGCCAUGUGGCCGAAGUUAAGCAUCAGGAGGCACUCACGCAUGCAGGGUUAACACGCGCUCAAGCUCUUGCUGGCGCGGAGCUCGCUGCCGAGGCGCAAAAGCAAGCUCGUAUGCUGCAGUGGGAGCGUGACGUCGGUAGCGAGCGCGUUGGAAAUGCAAACCAACUAAGCAGCAUAAGACUAAGAGAGAGAGAGGAGUUAGAACGCCUGGACCAGGCGGCAGAUGCAAGGUUAAAGAGUAGGAUACAGGAACAACGGAAACUAGUUAAUAGUCAGAGUGCGUUGGCUGCGAAUAUCGCGGGCGCUGGACCUAGGGCGCAGAGGCAAAUCGGGUUCGUAAGUGGUGAGCUAGAGUAGGUAAUCAUCCAACUACGCCCACUCAUGGAUGUUGGAGUCUAUCGUAUGGUUGUAUAUUGUAUCAGGACUGGAUGUAUUGGCGUGGCGUAUAAAUACCAACCUAGGGCAUAGGCAAGGUAUUGGUUGAACUUAGCGUUUGCAAGAGAUUAUUGAAAUCAAAUUUUAUUCUAUUGACAUGUCUAUAGCGAAGGCACCUCACAUCAUAAAUAACCUAGUCCAUACGCACCUAACGUAUAAUGACAAUAUUGAAGCUUCC
Daldinia caldariorum is the source of this 6245-nucleotide messenger RNA. RefSeq lists its product as uncharacterized. Gene Ontology annotation, molecular function: protein binding. The transcript has a single exon. NCBI's taxonomy places the organism in Eukaryota, Fungi, Ascomycota, Sordariomycetes, Xylariales, Hypoxylaceae. The record is from RefSeq and is a predicted model, not a curated record. The coding region runs from base 443 to 5989 and encodes 1848 amino acids.